GAUGUCGUUUUAGCACAGCAUUUGGAAUGUAACGCCAGUACCCUUAAAGGCUUUUAUUUUUUAACGUUUUAAUUUAUCCAGGCCGCAUUUUUGUUUAUUUAAUUUUGUUUGAAAAAAAAAAUGUCAGGCGCAGAAAGUGCUGAAAACACUCGCAGUUUGGACCAGCUGAAUAAAUUCGAGAAACUGUCAGGGAGGCCUCCUCUCAGAGUCGCAGGCUCUAAGAAGAGAGUACGAUGGCUGCAGGCCCGCCGAAUCUUCACCCAACCUUGCCACAGUCUGCGGAUUCCUAACAGGUUUUUGAGAGAAGGUCACCGCGCGCCUCCCGCCCGCAGUGGACACCGGUGCGUAGCAGACAAUGCCAACCUCUACGUCUUCGGCGGGUACAACCCGGACUACGACGAGUCAGGCGGUUCCGAGAACGAGGACUACCCUCUUUUCCGCGAGCUGUGGAGGUACCACUUCGCCACGGGGACCUGGCAGCAGAUCCGCACGGAGGGCUACAUGCCCACCGAGCUGGCGUCCAUGUCAGCUGUUCUCCAUGGCAACAACCUGCUGGUGUUCGGUGGCACCGGGAUUCCGUUCGGUGAGAACAACGGGAACGACGUCCACGUCUGCAACGUCAAGUACAAGCGCUGGUCUCUGCUGAGCUGCCGAGGGAAGAAGCCAAACCGGAUUUACGGCCAGUCGAUGGCCAUUAUCAAUGGCUACCUGUAUGUGUUUGGAGGAACCACGGGCUACAUCUAUAGCACAGACCUGCACAGGCUAGACCUCACGACCCGGGAGUGGAUUCAUCUCAAGCCUAACAACCCGCCGGACGACCUCCCGGAGGAACGAUAUAGACAUGAAAUUGCACACGACGGACAAAGGAUCUAUAUCCUUGGAGGAGGAACGUCCUGGACAUCCUACCCUCUGGACAAGAUACAUGCAUACAAUCUGGAGACAAAUUCAUGGGAGGAAAUCGCAACCAAGCCACAUGAAAAAAUAGGGUAUCCAGCUGCAAGGAGAUGCCACAGCUGUGUACAGAUACGAAACGAUGUCUUCAUUUGCGGAGGCUACAACGGAGAGCUAAUCCUGGACGAUCUGUGGAAGAUCAGCUUGCAAACGUUUCAGUGGACGAAGCUGCCCGCGGUCAUGCCCGAACCAGCCUACUUCCACUGCGCUGCUGUGACUCCGGCGGGCUGCAUGUACAUCCACGGCGGGGUGGUGAACAUCCAUGAGAAUAAGAGGACUGGCUCGCUGUUUAAGAUCUGGCUGGUGGUGCCCAGCCUGCUGGAACUGUGCUGGGAGAGGCUGCUGCGUUGCUUCCCGCAGCUGGCCCACCUGUCCACCAUGCAGCUGCUCAACCUGGGCCUGACGCAGGAGCUGAUCGAGCGCCUCAAAUAGGCCGGGA
Messenger RNA from Megalops cyprinoides (Indo-Pacific tarpon), 1390 nucleotides. It is a transcript of the gene klhdc10, whose product is annotated as kelch domain containing 10. The transcript has 10 exons. The coding region runs from base 121 to 1383 and encodes 420 amino acids. Gene Ontology annotation, biological process: positive regulation of stress-activated MAPK cascade. The record is from RefSeq and is a predicted model, not a curated record. NCBI's taxonomy places the organism in Eukaryota, Metazoa, Chordata, Actinopteri, Elopiformes, Megalopidae. Gene Ontology annotation, molecular function: protein binding.